GUAAACUGUAAUGGAUAAGGUUGGACGAUGCAUAGCGCUGUCCCGAGACAUUUUAGCGGCUGUUGCAUCACUAUCGAUAAAAUAAGCGUACCGGCUUCGGUACCUAGCGAUGCCUGGAUGGCGCUAAUAGCGGCUUAUUCUGGUAACAACCUUGGAAGUCGCGUCAUAACUGCUCAUUGUUCGGGUAUCCAUAGCCAAAUCGCUCUUGUCUUGUGACUAGACUGCCCAGGUGGGAGCAGGCGGGAGUCAAACCUCAAAGACAUGCAAGAAAUCGUCUGAGACCUCCACUUUCCUUUCUUUUUACAAUAGAGCAUUGAACUUUUUAUUAUUCUUAACGCCAGCUUACCGACUACACAUACAAUUUUAACACUGUUCAACAAUUACUCUUUACACAAAUACCUAUCUAUCGUCGUCCCCUCCUUUUACGAACAUAUCUUCGCAGCAUCUCUUUCCCUCGUCGCAUCCGAUAAGUCGCCCGCCGCUCUUACUACCAUCGAAUAUCCAACACCCAGCCUUGAAUACCAUUCCAUCUAGACAAAGACCGAGCCUUUAAAAACUGGUAUUGGGAAGAAUCAGCACAUCGGACAUUAUUACGUGGGCGACGAAUCUAUAUUGACAAGACGUAAGAGACAAAAAGGACCAAAGGAACAACUCUUUCGCAGAAGAGCAAGCCAAAAUGAGCAGUCCACGCAGAAGGAUUGAGACGGAUGUACGUCUGCCUAAUGAUAAUGAUCGUCAUGAUAAGCUUAUGUCCGACUAUGAGGUGACUCUAGUCAAUGAUAAUAUGCAAGAGUUCUACGUCCGAUUUAAGGGCCCCGCCGAGACACCCUUCGAGAAUGGUAUCUGGAAGGUCCACGUCGAGCUUCCUGAUCAAUACCCGUACAAGUCACCUAGUAUCGGCUUCGUCAACCGUAUCUUCCACCCGAACAUCGAUGAGCUGUCCGGCUCGGUGUGCCUAGACGUCAUCAACCAGACAUGGUCACCCAUGUUCGAUAUGAUCAACAUCUUCGAGGUCUUCCUCCCACAGCUCUUAAGAUACCCCAAUCCUGCCGAUCCUCUUAACGGUGAAGCAGCCGCGCUCUUAAUGCGCGAGCCGAAGAGCUACGACGCUAAGGUCAAGGAGUAUGUUCAGAAGUACGCCAGCAAGGAUGCUGCAGAUGAAGCCGGUGCCGAGAGCGAAGACGACGACGACAUGUCCUCAGUUGCGAGUUUCGGGGAAGAUGAUGAGCCUGCAGGCCAAAUGGACGACGUAUAGUUGCUCAUCAACGUCGGAUCAGUUGUGUUUUGCACGCUUAUCCAUUCAACUAAUAGCAUACACUGCGUUCUCUGGAUUACGGAGUAAAGAGUAAUAUGGUUUUCUUCUGGUGGUAACGGAUGGCAUUUGGUGUUGCUGUAUGGAAUUUGCAAUUUGCAUAAAGAAUCGAGCCGGGUACUGGAACCACCAUAUUUUCAAACGGCUAGCAUUGGCUUCAUUAUUUUACUUGCGAUGUCCUAUUCUCCCGUCGGAGAGUUUACGCCUUAUCGCGAGAACGGUGAGCGCCGUAUCGGUUGCUCUAUUGGUAGAUGAAGGGUAUCAAUGAUACAGUUAUAUCAACACUACUGAUUCUACCUAUACUAUGAAUAUGA
This is a messenger RNA of Annulohypoxylon maeteangense, 1626 nucleotides long. Its product is annotated as ubiquitin-conjugating enzyme h. The coding region runs from base 677 to 1255 and encodes 192 amino acids. Lineage: Eukaryota; Fungi; Ascomycota; Sordariomycetes; Xylariales; Hypoxylaceae. Gene Ontology annotation, molecular function: ubiquitin conjugating enzyme activity. Gene Ontology annotation, biological process: protein polyubiquitination; ubiquitin-dependent protein catabolic process. Gene Ontology annotation, cellular component: nucleus. The record is from RefSeq and is a predicted model, not a curated record. The transcript is spliced from 7 exons.